This is a messenger RNA of Telopea speciosissima, 1920 nucleotides long. Its product is annotated as GTPase HflX. The coding region runs from base 35 to 1690 and encodes 551 amino acids. Lineage: Eukaryota; Viridiplantae; Streptophyta; Magnoliopsida; Proteales; Proteaceae. The transcript is spliced from 13 exons. The record is from RefSeq and is a predicted model, not a curated record. Gene Ontology annotation, cellular component: cytoplasm. Gene Ontology annotation, molecular function: GTP binding; ribosome binding.
CGUUCGAAAUUGUAGUUUGCUCACAGUAAAUACCAUGAGCUUGUGCUUGCGCUCCUUCGGCCUUCCUCCAUCAAGGCCAAGGACAUCUCUUCAACGGAGCCCGAGAUUAACGAAAGCCCAACCUUUUGCUCGGAGGGUCACAUGCCGGAGACUCGGAGUUAUCAGAGAAGAAGUUGAGACCGUUACUGUUGAGUCUCUCGAAACUACUUCAUCGCCACAAACCCAACCAAUCACCACUGAUUCCGGAGAAGAGAUCCAGGAGCUAAUCAAUAAUAAUGGUUUGGCUGUCCUCAAAGAGCCGGAAAAUACCCAAACUCCACCGGAACCGUCUCCCAGCAGAGACUUUGAGAAGCUAAAAGAUGACAAGAGCUAUGAGGAUAGAUUCAAAUUGCGUAACGGGCGUGAGGUUUUUGAAGAAAAAACCUAUCUCGUUGGGGUUGAGCGGAAAGGUGAGCAGGAGAAUUUAUUCGGUACCGAGGAAUCACUCAAGGAGUUAGCCCAGCUCGCCGACACUGCUGGACUUCUUGUUGUUGGUUCUACAUCACAGAAACUUGCUACUCCAAAUUCAAGAACAUACAUUGGAUCUGGCAAGGUUGUAGAAAUCAAGAAUACCAUUAAUGCCUUGGAUGUUGAGACUGUAAUAUUUGAUGAUGAGCUUUCAGCAGGGCAACUACGUAAUUUGGAAAAGGCUUUUGGCGGAGAUAUUCGAGUCUGCGACCGGACUGCUCUUAUUCUGGAUAUCUUCAACCAACGAGCUGCCACGCAUGAAGCCGCUUUACAGGUUGCAUUGGCACAAAUGGAAUACCAACUUCCACGCCUAACAAAAAUGUGGACUCACCUUGAGCGUCAAGCAGGAGGACAAGUGAAGGGUAUGGGUGAGAAACAGAUUGAAGUGGACAAGCGUAUCUUACGAACUCAAAUUGGUUCUCUGAAAAAAGAGUUGGAGUCUGUUCGAAAACAUCGAAAACAGUAUAGAAGCCGGCGUUUUUCUGUACCAGUUCCCGUAGUGUCUUUGGUGGGGUAUACAAAUGCGGGAAAGAGUACACUCCUAAAUAAAUUGACUGGGGCAAAUGUUCUUGCUGAGGAUCGAUUAUUUGCAACACUUGAUCCAACUACAAGAAGGGUACAGACGAAGAACGGGAAGGAGUUUCUUCUAACAGAUACUGUUGGAUUCAUCCAAAAGCUACCAACUACACUUGUGGCUGCUUUCAGAGCAACCCUAGAGGAAAUAUCAGAGUCUUCACUUUUGGUCCAUGUCGUGGAUAUCAGCCACCCACUAGCACAGCAACAGAUAGAUGCUGUUGAAAAAGUUUUGUCAGAACUGGAUGUGGCAUCAAUUCCAAAGUUGAUGGUCUGGAACAAGGUUGAUAAGGUUGGUUAUCCUCAUCAAGUUAAGAUGGAAGCAGAGGAAAGAGAGGAUGUUAUUUGCAUUUCAGCUUUAAAUGGUGAUGGGUUACAUGAAUUUUGCAAUGCAGUUCAUGCAAAACUGAAGGAUUCUAUGGUAUGGGUAGAAGCUCUUGUCCCAUUUGAAAAGGGAGAACUCCUCAAUACCAUACAUCAGGUUGGAAUGGUGGAAGGAACUGAAUAUCAAGAGAAUGGGACAUUGAUCCGAGCACAUGUGCCCCUUCCACUUGCGAGACAACUCACACCAAUGAGGCUACUUUGUAAAUCAUCACCACAAAUUGUCUGAAAUGGAAACCUAUGUUGUAACUGGUAAGUCCCAUGUUAACAAUUCAUCUGGUAAACCACCUGCUUGUUGAUUCCGUUACCCUUUUCUCCUCCCAUCUUUUGUAUAGGUCUCCCACCUUCAUGGCUCAUUGUAGAUACCCAAAAGACACACUCUUUCUAUAGCAUCCUUUUGUAGUUUUGAAACAAAAAUCAUGCUAUAAAUGGAUGAAUGCUUUUAAUGUGUUUCUUCUG